This is a messenger RNA of Pyrenophora tritici-repentis Pt-1C-BFP, 618 nucleotides long. NCBI's taxonomy places the organism in Eukaryota, Fungi, Ascomycota, Dothideomycetes, Pleosporales, Pleosporaceae. The record is from RefSeq and is a predicted model, not a curated record.
AUGGUGCGCGUCAAGAAUCGCUACUUGGUAGUCAACUUCCUAUACCCGGAGCCUCUUGCAAAGAACAAGACGCAGCAACUGCCUCAUGUCGUGCAAAUGCACUCCCCGACGCCAGAUGCGCUCAAGCAGGGUAUCAUUAUCCGCAUGAUACGCGAUGGUGUCGAAGACCUCUUUGGCGACUAUGGCUCGGGCAUGGUAGCCUCGGGUCUGAAAGGUAUAUGUCAAGUCUGCAUACCUUACUACUGGCUCCUGACUAAUAAUCACUGGCCCUCAGUCAAUUACUACUCCCCGUCCACCAGUACAGCUAUUAUCCGCUGUCCGCGCGACCACUACGAGAUGGUGUGGGCGGCUCUCACGUACAUCACGCACCUCCCGAAGCCCAUAAAUAUACCAGUCGUGGUACGAGUGGUUCGGGUCAGCGGUACGAUUAGGAAGGCAGAGGAAGAAGUUAUACGCAGGUCACAACAUAUUGUUAAGAGAGCAAAGGCUUGGGAUGGGGCAGGCGAGUUGCCUAUGCUGCAAAGUGUUGCAAAGUCAGUGGAUAAUCAGAGGAAGAGCGAAAGUGAGGUACUUGCCGCAGUUGAUGAUGGGAGCGAGAGUGAGGGUAUGAGUGAAUGA